Anguilla rostrata (American eel) is the source of this 1156-nucleotide messenger RNA. It is a transcript of the gene lsm12b, whose product is annotated as LSM12 homolog b. The coding region runs from base 78 to 668 and encodes 196 amino acids. The transcript has 5 exons. Gene Ontology annotation, molecular function: RNA binding. The record is from RefSeq and is a predicted model, not a curated record. NCBI's taxonomy places the organism in Eukaryota, Metazoa, Chordata, Actinopteri, Anguilliformes, Anguillidae.
AACGCCCUUUCGUCGUCCAAGUGACGUUAUCGCGUAGGUUUACGUAAGGCUAGCGCUCCGGUUUCCUGGCGGAGAAGAUGGCGGCUCCUGGACCGGGGGAGUAUUUUAACGUCGGGAGCCAUGUCUCCUGCCUCACCUGCUUGGGGCAGCGUUUGCAAGGAGAAGUCGUGGCCUUCGACUACCCGUCCAAGAUGUUGACUUUGAAAUGUGCUUCCUCCAGUGGUAAGCCAAACCUCAGCGACGUCGUCUUGAUUAAUUUAGCCUAUGUGUCGGAAGUGGAUAUAAUAAACGACUGCACAGAAACCCCUCCUCCUCUAGCAUCACUGAAUGUUAUCAAGCUUGCCACUCGAGCACGGACGGAAAAGGAAGACAAGUUGUCCCAAGCAUAUGCAAUUAGCGCUGGGGUUUCUGUGGAGGGCCAGCAGCUUUUCCAGACUAUACACAAAACCAUCAAAGACUGUAAAUGGCAGGAGAAGAACAUAAUUGUGAUGGAUGACGUCGUAAUCUCGCCGCCUUACCAGGUCGAGAACUGCAAAGGCAAGGAGGGAAGCGCUUUAAGUCACGUACGCAAAAUAGUUGAGAAACAUUUUAGAGAUGUGGAAAGCCAGAAGUCCGUGCAGCGGUCACAAGCACAGCAAACACAGAAGGACUCCACUUUAUCAUCUUGAGCCAGUGGUUGGGCUUGGGGAAGACGACAGAGGCCGUUUAUUUCCGCUUCCAGUCGAGGCCAGCAUCCCUCACCCUCAUGCCUGCGGCAGUGAGGAGAGCUGAGGGCCUUCGGUCUGGGAGACCGAAAACAUUUAAAGAAAAAGAAAAAAAAAAGAGGAAAAGGUUAAAUUCUCAAUUUAGACUUUUUAAAGAUAAUUUAAAGAAAAAACAACCCCCCACAAAGUUUCCUUGACUAACUUUUCGCCCCCCCCUCCCUCCCCCAAACCUGCCUUUUUUUUCUCCCUGUCAUCCUCCCUUCACCCCUUCUUCCAUUCCCUCUGAAAGAGAAAGAUAGAGCAGUCAGAACCUUGUUAGCUUUUUCUUUGUUUCCUUUUUGCCGUAUCCAUGUUCAACAAGUUUCUGCAUUUUCUGUAUUUUAAAACAAAAUGUGACUUAAAAUGACACACUUUAAAAAGGACAUUUUCUAAAAUAAAAGUAACAAAAAUUC